AUGCCUCCUCGAAGCUCGCUGACGAGCUCGUUCUCGGUCACCGACGCCAACAAUGAAGUCAUUUGUCCCUUGAAAAAUAACGACGGUUCUAGUUGUCGCAAGCGAUGUACAGGAGAAAAGCGCUAUCGCUCCAUGCAGGAGCACAUCCGACGUGCGCAUCCGAACCACUACAUCCCGAAGCUCCCGGCUACCGAGGAGAGCUUCCUGCUAAUGGUCACCACCCCGCCCGAUCAACGUGCGCACUUGUCCCCGCCAGAACCAGCUCGUCCUCGUCGUCCUCACGGUCAUGACAUCGCGGAUAGAGACAUCUACGUUGCUGAUCCCAGCUCUCCGGCCACCCCUCGAGCUCUCGAUGAACCCCACCCCGCCGCUGCGACCGCCGCCGUUGCGCUCGCUCAAUUGCACCACCACCGUCUGGCCUCCGACUGGGAUACUGAUAUGGACACCCACUCAGACACCGAUAUUCACCAAGGCCGUAUGCGCUCUUCCAUUGAACUCCCAUCGCUGCGCGACCACUUCAAACAAGAAUCCCUGCCGCCAUUUUCUUCGCCCCGCCCGCGGGAACUCCUUCCGUCCAUUCUCAAUCACUCUCCCCCCGGUCGCUCCUCGACUCUUCCCCCGAUCCAGCGACGAGACAAGCUUUCCCGCCCGCGCAAAUCGUCCAUUACGCAGUCGGCCCGCAAACCCAAGCACGACCGCCCGAAAUCAAAGGAAUUCGGCCGGCGUCCGAGUCUCGGCGAUCGCAAGGCCCUAUCCGCAGAGCCGCAGACUGCCGCGUGGGCACAGGGCAAGCGCUGGGAGGAUCUCAUCGAAGCGGCUACAUCCGCGACGGAAGCUGAUGAUGAGCGGUAUUCCGAGGUCAGUUUCGGCGACACCCAGGCUAGCGAUCCCAUGAUGAUUGACAGGAUGGAAAUUAAUUUCCAGGCUGGUCAAUCCCCAACGAUCGCUCCACUGCUUGCGAACGUGACAUCUGCACCCUCGGGACUCAAGAACCGGUCUUCUUUACCUCCAGCUUUCCAAUCAGGUUCAGGGCUUCCGCCAUUAUCAUCGCACCGACAGUUCCCACCUCAUUCAUAUGCAGCUUCGCCAUUACACAAGUCGCUCACUCCUCCACCCUUUGAGGGCCAUCGUGGUCGCGACAGUGACCUGGAACCAUUCCCAUCUAUUGAAUCAUCUCUGGACUCUAUGUCAUCUGCCUCGGGGAAGAAUUUCCCCUCAUCAACAUCCGGCAUCGCGCGCUCUAUCAAUUCCGACUCCAGUCCCGUGUUGAAUCUCAUUCCACCACUCUCCCAACAACGCCAGCACCACCGCUUCUCAAACCCCACGCCUGCGUCAUUCCGCAAUAACGAUGUUCAGAUUUAUUGCGCACACUGCAAGCGACCCUGGGCGUUGAAUGAGUGCUACGCUUGUACGGAGUGUAUUUGCGGCGUGUGUCGCGAGUGCGUCCCCAUGUUCAUCUCCAGUCCACCAGCCUCUUUCCGCAGUCCCGGCAAUGGUUCGCUGAACAAUGCUCCACCUCCGGGUCCGACAAGUUACCCCAGUGCUAGGGGAUGUCCGCGCUGCCGGACGACUGGGGGCAAGUGGAAGGCUUUCCAGAUUGAUGUUAAAUGA
This is a messenger RNA of Penicillium cataractarum, 1611 nucleotides long. RefSeq lists its product as uncharacterized. NCBI's taxonomy places the organism in Eukaryota, Fungi, Ascomycota, Eurotiomycetes, Eurotiales, Aspergillaceae. The record is from RefSeq and is a predicted model, not a curated record. The coding region runs from base 1 to 1611 and encodes 536 amino acids. The transcript has 4 exons.